Molecule: messenger RNA, 2361 nt
Organism: Papaver somniferum (opium poppy)
Lineage: Eukaryota; Viridiplantae; Streptophyta; Magnoliopsida; Ranunculales; Papaveraceae
Product: histone-lysine N-methyltransferase, H3 lysine-9 specific SUVH4-like
Exons: 15
Coding region: 175-1842 (555 amino acids)
Cellular component (GO): nucleus
Molecular function (GO): histone methyltransferase activity; zinc ion binding; protein binding
Source: RefSeq, a predicted model, not a curated record
AGAAUCGAAAACAGUCAAAGUGGAAGUAACUUGACUAAAAGAGCACCAAAAUCGAAGUUCAAAUUCCUUCUUUCCUCGCGAGGAUCGCCAUUUAUACUCUUUCCUUUCAGGGCUAAGGUUCAUGUUCUCGGUUCCACUGCCGCCGACGAGUUUAUUCCUGAUAAUUACAUUAGGAUGCAACGUAAGAAGGCCCGAUUUACAUCUUCUAAGGUAAACCCAAUCGGACAUGAGUCUAAUUCUGCAAGGUUGAAUGGUACAACAGAUGACUCUCAGCUACAAAGCUUAUGUACACAUUGUGGCACCAGCUCAAAGUCCAAACCAAUGUUGCGUCAUAGUCCUGCUUGCCCAAGGACACCGUGCAAUGAAUGUGAAUUGACAUCGGCUAAUAAGAUGAUCCAAAUUAAGACCACUCUGUACCCAGAAAAGCAAAUUGGUCAUCUUCCAGGCGUUGAUGUUGGUCAGCAGUUUGGAACACGGGCAGAAAUUGUUUCUAUAGGUUUACAUGGUAACUGGAGUAGUGGAGUCGACUGCAUGUCAACGUCCUACGCGAAUAUGGAAAAGUUCAAAAGUUACACUUUUCCGCUUGCAUUAUCGAUCAUUAUGUCAUGGCAGUAUGAAGAUGGCAUGGAUAAUGAAUAUGAUGUAAUUUAUACCAGUCAAGGUGGCACUAAUCUUAAGGGUAAUCUCAAGGGUAGUUAUUUGGCACUCAAGAAUAAUGUUGACCAACAUGUCCCUGUGAGACUAAUUCGUUCACAAUCAGAAUAUACAGAUAGUAUGCGCAGAUGGUUGUACACAUAUGAUGGCUUGUACGAGGUUGUUAAAUUCUGGGCAGAGAAAGGUACUUCUGGAUUUACUGUUUUUAAGUUUGGCAUGAAACGUCUUGAAGGGCAGCCUCCAUUGACAAUUAACCAGGCCCCAAAUUUUAAAGGACAUGUUCCCAAGUCUAUUGAUGAAUUAUGUGGGUUGGUGUGCAGAGACAUAUCUGGAGGCCAAGAAGCCAUUCCAAUUCCGGCCACAAAUUUAAUUGAUGAUCCUCCUGUUCCACCUACAGGAUUUAGAUAUUGCAAGUCUAAUGAAGUUGCCGAUAAUGUGAAGCUCCCCAUAAGAGUCUCUAGGUGUGGAUGCGAAGGGACUUGUACAGAUCCUAGUAUCUGUAGCUGUGCGAAGCUCAAUGGAGCAGAUUUUCCAUAUGUUCCCACGGGGGGUGGCAGACUUGUUGAAGCAAAGUCAGUUAUGUAUGAAUGCGGGCCGAAAUGUGGUUGCAAAGAUUCUUGCGUGAACAAAACAUCACAACAGGGGAUAAAAUACCGAUUUGAGGUAUUCCGUACUCCAAAUAAAGGGUGGGCGUUAAGAUCUUGGGACUUCAUUCCUGCUGGGUCCUUUAUUUGUGAAUAUGCGGGAUUACUGAUGAGGACUAAGGACAUAGACAACACCAUUGAGCAAAAUUACAUUUUCGAUAUUGAUUGUUUGCAGACCAUGAAUGGUCUUGAGGGAAGAGAGCGGCGCAUAGAAGAGGUUCCUACUCCUUUCCAUCCUCACAUCACAACUAAUGUCAAGAAGCUAGAACCAGAGUUCUGUGUAGAUGCAGGCCCUAUUGGCAACGUUGGAAGAUUUAUCAAUCAUAGUUGUGAUCCUAACCUGUUUGUCCAGUGCGUAUUGAGCUCCCAUCUGAAUAUUAAACUUGCUCGAGUCAUGCUAUUUGCUGCAGAAAACAUACCUCCGCUGCAGGAGCUUGCAUGUGACUAUGGUUAUCCCAUAGGCAGCGUGUUGGAUGCGGAUGGCAAUGUUAAAGAGAUGGCAUGCCACUGCGGUGCAAGCAUAUGCAGAGGCCGUUUAUUUUAGCAAUGCUAAACCCCAAGCUUUUCUUUUCCACACUGGAAAUAAUUCUUCAGAUGAUAAAGAAAAAUCUUCGAUGGCAAUGUUAAAGAGAUGGCAGGAUAAACCGCAUGCCACUGUGGUGCAAGUAUCGACAGAGGUCAAUUAUUUUAGCAACACGGAACUUCCAGCUUUUCUUCUCCACCGAUUAUUUAAGCAACGCCGAACUGGCAGCAAAAGUCACGGCCUUCAUUUCCUUGAUUUAUUAAUUUUUCAGGAAAAUAUGGGUUAUAGGGCCAAUUUUUAUUUUAAAAUGAUUUCCAAAUUUUGCUGACAAAAGACGUCACUAACUCAUUAGAUGUUUCAAUUUGUAGGAACCCCAUUUUUCGUGUGGAAAUAAUAUUGUGGAUUUUGACUAUCUUUCUGUAGUAUUCUUUUUCUGUAUAUCUUGGACGUUGGAUAAGAAUUCUGCCUUGAAUGCUACUUCCAGGUCAAUGUGUAUUGGCAAUUUAAGGUCAUAUAAUGAUAUCCAACGCACUGAAGGCA